GCGCCGGAGGGCGGGGCCGCGCGGGAGACGCGGCUGGAGCUGCGCCCGGGGCUCGGCCUCCUCACUGCUCACCCGCACCCUGGCUCUCCGCUUCCCUCCCCGCCGCGUCCCCGCGCGAAGAUGGCCACGGACGGGCUGCACGAGAACGAGACGCUGGCGUCGCUGAAGAGCGAGGCCGAGAGCCUCAAGGGCAAACUGGAGGAGGAGCGGGCCAAGCUGCACGACGUGGAGCUGCAUCAGGUGGCGGAGCGGGUGGAGGCGCUGGGGCAGUUUGUCAUGAAGACCAGGAGGACCCUCAAAGGCCACGGGAACAAAGUGCUCUGCAUGGACUGGUGCAAAGACAAGCGGAGGAUCGUGAGCUCCUCGCAGGACGGGAAGGUGAUCGUGUGGGAUUCCUUCACGACUAACAAGGAGCAUGCGGUCACCAUGCCCUGCACGUGGGUGAUGGCGUGUGCGUACGCCCCGUCGGGCUGUGCCAUUGCGUGUGGGGGUUUGGAUAAUAAGUGUUCUGUGUAUCCACUGACCUUUGACAAAAAUGAAAGCAUGGCUGCCAAAAAGAAGUCUGUGGCUAUGCACACCAACUACCUGUCGGCCUGCAGCUUCACCAACUCUGACAUGCAGAUCCUGACGGCAAGCGGCGACGGGACCUGCGCCCUGUGGGACGUGGAGAGCGGGCAGCUGCUGCAGAGCUUCCACGGGCACGGGGCCGACGUGCUCUGCUUGGACCUGGCGCCCUCAGAGACGGGAAACACCUUCGUGUCCGGGGGAUGUGACAAGAAAUCCAUGGUGUGGGACAUGCGCUCCGGCCAGUGCGUGCAGGCCUUUGAAACUCAUGAAUCAGACGUCAACAGUGUCCGGUACUACCCGAGCGGAGAUGCCUUUGCCUCAGGAUCGGACGAUGCUACGUGUCGCCUCUACGACCUCCGGGCGGACAGAGAGGUCGCCAUCUAUUCCAAGGAGAGUAUCAUAUUUGGAGCAUCCAGCGUGGACUUCUCCCUCAGUGGUCGCCUGCUGUUUGCUGGAUACAACGAUUAUACCAUCAACGUCUGGGAUGUGCUCAAGGGGGCUCGAGUCUCCAUCCUGUUUGGACAUGAAAACCGUGUCAGUACUCUACGAGUUUCCCCUGAUGGGACUGCUUUUUGCUCAGGAUCCUGGGAUCACACCCUAAGAGUCUGGGCUUAAUCGUUUCCUCACAAUACGCACUUAGGUACCUGAGGUUAGAAUUUGAAAUCACCACAUGUAAAUAGAUCUUACUUCUAGAGGACUUUCGAUUUUAUCACAACUUGGCUGAAAGGUCACCAAACAUCUCCAGUAUUACUAUUAAAACUACCAGCCCUGCAAAAGUACCACUGUCAGCCUUCAGCACUAGGAGAACACCUUCAAGUACAGUGCUGCUGGGGGAUUUUUGUUGUUUUUUCAUUUUGAGCACUUUUUAAAUUUAUUCAUUUAAAAAAUAUAUAUAUUUAUUGAGUUCGGGGAGGGAGAGAGAGAGAUAGAAACAUCAGUGAUGAGAGGGAAUCGUUGAACAGCUGCCUCCUGCACGCCCCACACUGAGGAUGGAGCCCACAACCCUGGUCAGUGCCCAACCACUGAGCCACGCCAGCCAGGCUGAAAUUUACUCAUUUUUAAGGUUAUUCUUAAUUAUACUCAGCUCAGUUCAUUCAGUUACCAACAGAAUCCAGCAUCUAAUGUAUUUCCUACUGCUUCUUUGACUCGGGUUUGUUUUGGAGCUCCUUAGAACCUGGUCUCCGUCGGCGUGCGCUGUGACGGGCCUUCCUCCGGAAGUGCUGAUUUCAGUGGCUGUAGGAGGAGGGCCGUGGUAACUGAUCUGUGAUAGGAGGAAGUUCCCAUUCCAAAUGUAAUUAGACAGAUGCACUUUUUUUAAAAUGUGUUUUUAUUGUAAGAGUAUAUUUCCCAGUCUUGCAUCAUAUUGUCUUGUUUCAUAUAAAACAUUUUCAUCUGUGUGAACUGUUAUAAAUGAAGCAGGUGUGCAUACGAUGGACGGGAGGUUUAACUCAUGAAUCAUGUGAUGAUGUGACAGGAGUGUUAUCACGUGGACACAUCCUUUUCUUCCAAGGGAAAAGCUGAACGCUGUGACACACAUGCUUCUCAGAGCAGACAAACCUUUCUGUGUGGGAACACGGGACAGCACAUUUAGUGCAAGGCCUGUCACUAGUAUUAGACAUGUGAGGAUCAGUGACAUCCCUCAGCCUAACGGGGAUCUUGUCCAUCUCCAUUAUACUCAUAUUUAUUGCAUUAAGGAUGUAAUUGCAUAUACAAAUUAAUGGCUAGGUUUUAAAAAGUAAUGUUUUCUAUUGAGAAGAAGAACAUAAAAGAUAUCUUGUCUUUAUUUGAAAUUCAGCAAUUCCUUCUGGAAGAUACCAAGUGCUUUGUUACAAGACCCUUUGCUUUAUUUUGUUUCUAAAGGUAUAGAGAGGCUUAUUUUUUGUUUUAGAAAAUUCCUUAUUCAUCCAGAUGGCAUGCAUUAGGGAAGUAAAAAGUCACCUCAAAUUCCAAAAACACACCUGGGUGAGGCUCGCCGGUGGCUCCUGUGGUGCCCAAGGGCUGUGUCUGCUGCAUCUGCUGGAUCGCCAGUCUCCUCUCAGCCCUGUUCCCGCCCGGCCCUUCUCCCGGGGCAGGCUCGGGCUCUGCAGGCCCAGCCCCAGACCCUGCUGCUCAGAGAGGCCCUUCCAGCGUGGGCACAGCCAUCGGGUAGGCCUGGGCCUGGCACCCAUCAGCUCGGGGGUGCGGGACCGCCCUCAGAUCUACUUGGUCAGGUGUCAUAAUGGACCAGUCGGGCCAUCUUUCCCAUCUGUUUAAAAAAAAUAAACAGAAUGGUUAUAUUCAGUCAUUUGUGAGGGUUUUACUAUGCAACAGCCCUAGUGAGAGCAAUAGAAAAGGCUCCCGCUUGCCUCAGAAGAGCCCAGAGGGAAGAAGAGGACAUGGUCCCCGGGGACCAUUUUUCAGCCACCUUCUCUCCCCCGCAGGGGACCGCCUGGACAGGGGCUCUGGGAAAUGGGCACAGGCCCACCCAGCUGCUGAGGGGGCAGGUCCCGCAGUGUGUCCAUGGAAUCCCUGAGCUGCACUCCCAGAACAUUCCAGAAUGCUCCUCGUCUCCUAGUUACAGCCUCCCCUACCUCUCUCCCACAGACCCUUUCCUGCCUCUGCACAGGAAAGUCGAGCUUUAUGUUUGGAGAGGCAGAGCACAUCUUCAGCGCAUAAUAGUCCAUAACUUUCCAAUUAAAAAACAACUUUAAGGGCCCUAUGGGAAUAUUUUGUAGAAUACUCACCCCGUGGGCAGUAAGCCACCUCCCCUAUAAGUACUUCAUCUCACAGUGUGUGCUGUUUAGUAUUUAUUGAUGAAAUACUUGGUUGGGAAUGUACUACACUAUAUGGACACUCAAGGGUAAACGCCAAGUAAUAAAUUGUAUUUUGCAUAUUGAAAAUAAUGCCAAGUGGAGUUUUUCAACCAGUUUGUCUUU
Molecule: messenger RNA, 3482 nt
Organism: Myotis myotis
Lineage: Eukaryota; Metazoa; Chordata; Mammalia; Chiroptera; Vespertilionidae
Gene: GNB5
Product: G protein subunit beta 5
Exons: 11
Coding region: 121-1182 (353 amino acids)
Biological process (GO): G protein-coupled receptor signaling pathway; G protein-coupled dopamine receptor signaling pathway
Cellular component (GO): heterotrimeric G-protein complex; cytoplasm
Molecular function (GO): protein binding; signaling receptor complex adaptor activity
Source: RefSeq, a predicted model, not a curated record